This is a messenger RNA of Arabidopsis lyrata subsp. lyrata, 737 nucleotides long. Its product is annotated as putative lipid-transfer protein DIR1. Gene Ontology annotation, biological process: systemic acquired resistance. The record is from RefSeq and is a predicted model, not a curated record. NCBI's taxonomy places the organism in Eukaryota, Viridiplantae, Streptophyta, Magnoliopsida, Brassicales, Brassicaceae. Gene Ontology annotation, molecular function: fatty acid binding. The coding region runs from base 219 to 533 and encodes 104 amino acids. The transcript has 2 exons.
AUUUACCAACCGGAGACUAAAAGUCUCCCACAUUUGUCUGUUUGUUUACACAUUUAACUGGAAUGACAACGACUUGGCUAAAAAUACCCGUGAGUCUACCUUGUAUUAGCUCUCACUUAUCAUUAACGUUGCUAUAUAAUAAGCUCAUUACAUGUAAGAGCUUCACAUAUCACAAUAGAGUUGAGAGAGAAAGAGUGAAGAUUUAAAAAAGAGAGAGAAUGGGUAAGAACAACACUAGAUUCCUCAUGCAAUUUGCAGUUCUUGCAAUAGUUUUAUCCGCUGCAAUAAUGGUGAAAGAAGCUACAAGCAUUCCCGUUUGCAACAUCGAUACAAACGACUUGGAGAAAUGCCGUCCAGCCGUCACUGGAAACAACCCUCCACCUCCCGGACCGGACUGCUGCGCAGUGGCCAGAGCUGCUAAUCUACAAUGCCUCUGCCCGUACAAGCCUUAUCUCUCUACUGUUGGGAUAGACCCAUCUAGAGUCAGGCCUCUUCUUGCCAAUUGUGGCCUAAACAGUCCUUCCUGUUUCUAAGCUUGAAGAACUGAGCUGAAGACAAGCCGGUCUACCGCAGACUUUGUCUUGCCCUGAAGUCUCUACGCUAUAAUAUGUCUUGGGUUGUUCUAAUUCGAAUAAAUAUCAACUUUGCAAUGCUUUUUCAGUCACCUUAUCUAUUAUAUAGAUGAACCAUGUUCUACAUAUUAAUGAAAUGAAUAAAGUACUGGUUUUACGCCUAAA